This is a messenger RNA of Knipowitschia caucasica, 1578 nucleotides long. NCBI's taxonomy places the organism in Eukaryota, Metazoa, Chordata, Actinopteri, Gobiiformes, Gobiidae. The record is from the annotation of a GenBank genome assembly.
AUGGGACGGAGCCAGGACACUCUGAACAGUGUCCAGACGUCGUCAGAGAAGAGUGAGAGAGGAGGAGGUGCAGAGGAGCAGAGUGAGGGAGGAGGAGGUGCAGAGGAGCAGAGUGAGGGAGUAGGAGACAGCGCCCCCUGCAGUGCAGCCGUGGACCAGUGGGAGGUGAUCGUGGAGCGCGCCUGUCUCCUCCUGCUGCAGACUCUGACUGGUCUGCACAGACUGCAGCGCCUCCUCUGGAGACUCAUGGAACUGCACAGCCUCAAGAUUGUGUCAUCUGGGAUCAUCUGGGUCUCUCUGCAGGAGGUGUCUCUGAUGAACAUUCUCUUCCUGGUCCUCUGGGUCGUAGCGCUCCCGUUUCCACGGUUACGGCCGGUGGCGUCCAGUGUGUCUGCGGUUCACGCCUGCAUCGUGGUCGUCUGUAAAAUGUUCUACCAACUCAAGGUCAUCAGGCCCCAGGACUACUCCUCCAACUGCACUGAGGUACGGGACCUCACUGAGGUACGGGACCUCACUGACGUACGGGACUAUACUGAGGUACAGGACCUCACUGCGGAACGGGACUAUACUGAGGUACGGGACUAUACUGAGGUACGGGACCUCACUGAGAGGUACGGGACUAUACUGAGGUACGGGACCUCACUGCGGAACGGGACUAUACUGAGGUACGGGACCUCAGAGGUACGGGACUAUACGGAGGUGCGGGACCUCAGAGUCCAGUCUGUGGACCAGGUGGACUCCCUGUCCAGUCUGUGGUCCAGGUGGACUCCCAGUCCAAUCUGUGGUCCAGGUGGACUCCCAGUCCAGUCUGUGGUCCAGGUGGACUCCCAGUCCAGUCUGGGGUCCAGGUGGACUCCCAGUCCAAUCUGUGGUCCAGGUGGACUCCCAGUCCAAUCUGUGGUCCAGGUGGACUCCCAGUCCAGUCUGUGGUCCAGGUGGACUCCCAGUCCAGUCUGUGGUCCAAGUGGACUCCCAGUCCAGUCUGUGGUCCAGGUGGACUCCCAGUCCAGUUUGUGGUCCAGGUGGACUCCCAGUCCAAUCUGUGGUCCAGGUGGACUCCCAGUCCAGUCUGUGGUCCAGGUGGACUCCCAGUCCAGUCUGUGGUCCAAGUGGACUCCCAGUCCAGUCUGUGGUCCAGGUGGACUCCCAGUCCAGUCUGUGGUCCAAGUGGACUCCCAGUCCAGUCUGUGGUCCAGGUGGACUCCCAGUCCAGUCUGUGGUCCAGGUGGACUCCCAGCUCUGCUGCAGUCCAAUUCCUCCUUCAGUGAGGAGCUCAUGAGGAGGUCACUCCUGUUUGUGGAACCAGUGGAUCCAGUGUUCUGGUGCGGAGCCCUGAAGAAGUGUGAGGGACGCAUCCUGCCCUGUCUCAGAAACCACCUGAUGAUCCUGGGGCUGCUGGUGUUCGAGGCCACCGUCCAUCGCCAUCAGCUGUACUUCCGUCUCCAUAACAACCUCAAAGCUCCGCCCUUCUCCAUCCUGUUCCAGGGCAUCACCCGACAGCACCUGGACCUGGGCCUGGUCCCCUGCAUCCAGUACUUCAUCAACUUCUUCUACUACAAGUUUGGACUCGAGGUUUGA